Messenger RNA from Cicer arietinum (chickpea), 3488 nucleotides. Its product is annotated as subtilisin-like protease. Gene Ontology annotation, biological process: proteolysis. Gene Ontology annotation, molecular function: serine-type endopeptidase activity. NCBI's taxonomy places the organism in Eukaryota, Viridiplantae, Streptophyta, Magnoliopsida, Fabales, Fabaceae. The record is from RefSeq and is a predicted model, not a curated record.
AUGCUGACAUGGUAUGUCACAUGACAUUGAGUUACCACGUUAUCAUCCAAUUAGUGGCUACCAAAUGAUAAAGAUGGAAAACAAAACAAAACAUAAUUAUAUAAACAAAAAUAAAAAAAAAACUAUAAAUUAUGUAGAUGAAAAAUGAAAAGAAAAAAACUUUAAUUUCAAUAUCCAAUUUCAAAUACUUGUAUGUAGGUGUGUCGUCAUUCUUAAAUAAUGCUCUUUUUGUUGUUGUCUAUCUUCACUCUUUUUCUACGGUAAAUACUAUAUUAAAUUUAUUUUCUUUAUCUUUAUUGUCAAUAUUUACUAUCAACAAAAUAUCAUUUCAUACGUAGGUGUCAAUAGAGUAAAAAUCGUGUUGGACGUCGACGCUUAAAAAAGUCUAAUAUUAUGUGAACUCAUAAUCCUUAAGAUACUUGUUCCUAAAUCUAUUCUUCUUAAACUCAUCUUUGGUCAUUACAUGAAUUUUUCAAUAUAUAAAAAACUUGUCCUUUUGUUCAUAAACUUUCCAAGCCAAAAAUAACAUUUGGCAAUCUUUUGGAGAUUUAUGUCCAAAAAAUAGAUGAAUGUUUUACAAUGUAGCUAUUUACAGUUUGGCACCUAACCCAAGUCCAUACAAUUUAACACCUAAUAUAUAGCGGCUAUUACUAUGAGAGUGACUUAAUUCCACUACUCCUAUAUUACCUUAAAAAAAAUAACUUUCUUCACUUGUAUUUUCCCUUUAUUUAAUACAAAUAAGCCGUCCCAUGCCAGCACCUUGCAUCUUCUUGUUUCCAAUAUGUAGUAAUUAUAAUAAGUAUUAUAUAAAACUAAGGCCAAUUUUGUUUUCUAUGGUAUUAUAUAUCUAUCUAUCUAUAUAUAUACACAUGCAUGACACUAGUUUAGUCCAAACACACACUAGCUAUUUUCUCUAUCUUUAUCAAAUUCCAAAUCAUGGAGAAUACCAAGUUCAAAAUAGAGCUUGCAUUGCUUGUUGCUCUCAUUUUCAUGCUUAGCAGCAUCAACCCAGUUACAUCAGCAUCAUUGGCAGCAGAGGAAAACCAACAGCAUGAGCAUGAAAACUUAAUGACAUACAUUGUUCAUGUCGAAAAGUCAGAAAAAGCUGCUUCCCUUCAAUCACUAGAUUUACAUGAAUGGUACCAUUCAUUCCUUCCACAAACCUCUCACAAAAGCAGAAUGGUUUUCACUUACCGCAACGUAGCUUCUGGAUUCGCGGUGAAGUUGACACCAGAAGAAGCCAAAUCUCUUCAAGAGAAAGAGGAAAUUGUGUCAGCAAGACCUGAAAGGACACUUUCAUUACACACAACUCACACUCCAACUUUCUUGGGUCUAAAACAAGGACAAGGUUUGUGGAAUGAUGAUAACCUUGGAAAAGGUGUCAUAAUUGGCAUCAUAGACACUGGUAUAUACCCUUUUCAUCCAUCUUUCAACGACGAAGGAAUUUCGCCGCCACCUGCAAAAUGGAAGGGCCAUUGUGAAUUCACAGGAGGCAGAAUAUGCAACAACAAGCUCAUAGGUGCAAGAAGCUUACUCAAAAGUGCAAUUCAAGAGCCUCCAUUUGAAACCAUUUUUCAUGGAACUCACACUGCUGCAGAGGCUGCAGGAAGAUUCGUCGAAGAUGCAAGUGUUUUUGGGAAUGCUAAAGGUGUAGCAGCCGGUAUGGCACCUAAUGCUCACAUAGCAAUGUACAAAGUGUGUAAUAGUAAUGAAAAAUUUGAAUGCCCUGAAAGUGCUAUUUUAGCUGCAAUGGAUAUAGCUAUUGAAGAUGGUGUAGAUGUUCUUUCUCUUUCACUUGGUUUAGGAUCUCUUCCAUUUUUUGAAGACCCAAUUGCAAUUGGUGCAUUUGCAGCCACUCAAAACGGAAUCUUUGUCAGUUGUUCAGCUGCAAAUUCUGGCCCUGGUUACAGCACUCUCUCAAAUGAAGCUCCAUGGAUCCUCACCGUCGGUGCAAGCACAAUUGACAGAAAAAUUGUAGCAUCAGCAAAGCUAGGAAAUGGAGAGGAAUAUGAAGGUGAAACACUUUUCCAACCCAAGGACUUUUCUCAACAAUUAUUACCACUUGUUUAUGCAGGUUCAUACGGAAACUCAAACCAGUCACAGACACAAACAAGUGAUCAGUCCUUGUGUGUUCCAGGAUCCUUAAAAAACGUUGAUCUAAGAGGAAAAGUAGUGUUAUGUGACAUAGGUGGAGGUAUACCAAGUGAUUUAAAAGGACAAGAAGUUCUAAAUUCAGGUGGUGUAGCAAUGAUCCUUGCAAAUCCAGAAAGACUUGGUUUCAGCACUUUUGCUACUGCUACUGUUCUACCAGCAGUUGAAGUGAGUUAUGCAGCUGGUUUAUCAAUCAAAUCUUACAUAAACUUAACCAACACACCAACAUCAACAUUGUUAUUCAAAGGAACAGUAAUCGGCGAUUCACUUGCACCUUCUGUUGUUUCAUUUUCUUCUAGAGGUCCAAACCAAGAAAGUCCCGGAAUUCUAAAACCAGACAUCAUAGGACCUGGUGUCAACAUUUUAGCAGCAUGGGCUAUCUCAGUAGACAACAAAAUUCCACCAUACAACAUUGUUUCCGGAACUUCAAUGUCUUGUCCGCAUCUAAGUGGAAUUGCUGCAUUGCUCAAAAGUUCUCACCCUGAUUGGUCUCCGGCUGCUAUAAAAUCGGCAAUCAUGACAACUGCUACUACAAAAAACCUUGCUGGUUUACCUAUAAUGGAUCAAAGGCUUUUACCUGCUGAUGUUUUUGCAACUGGUGCGGGACAUGUUAACCCUGUUAAAGCAAACGAUCCGGGUCUUGUUUAUGAUAUAAAACCAGAAGAUUAUGUUCCUUAUUUGUGUGGUUUGGGUUAUUCUGAUAAAGAAAUUGAAGUUAUUAUACAGUGGAAAGUGAAAUGUUCUGAUGUGAAAAGUAUAGCAGAAGCAGAACUUAAUUAUCCUUCAUUUUCUAUUCUUUUGGGGUCUGAUUCACAGUUUUAUACAAGAACUUUGACUAAUGUUGGGCCUGUGAAUUCAACUUAUAGAGUGGAAAUUGAGGUUCCUUUGUCUUUGGGAAUGAGUGUGAAUCCUAGUGAAAUAACAUUUAGUGAGGUGAACCAGAAGGUUAGUUACACAGUUGAUUUUAUACCACAAAUUAAAGAAAAUAGAGGGAACCAUACUUUUGCUCAGGGUUCUAUCACUUGGGUGUCUGAUAAACAUGCAGUUAGAAUCCCCAUAUCUGUUAUUUUCAAAUGAUUGAUGACAUAUAUUAUAUAUAUGCUGUUGCAUGAAUUGAUGGGAGAGGGUGAUAUACUCAUAAAUAAUACUUUAUUUGUAGAAGUUUAUUAGGAAUUCACUUGAACUUAAAUUUGUUAGUUAAAUGAAAUGGCAAUUGUUGUGGUAAAUUAAUACACUGUUUAAGUUUUUUUUUAGGAGCCAAUGAAUGUUAUUGAUAAAAGAGAUGUUCAAUGAAACAAGGAAUGCUGAUACAAAUACAAGUGAACCUCCUAUAAAUU